AUGAACGCAGAUACGUGCGUUUCAUACUGUGAUAUGACAUCCAUGGAUUCAUAUUAUAACACGCCUUCGCCACACGGUAGGGAUCAGCAACCAUCGGAUCCCUUCAGAAUAUUCCAACCGAGUGAAACCAAAUACAGCCCAACGUUCCUACCUAAAGGACCACAGGGUUACGAGGAGAAGUCUCCGAGUCCUUUCCAACAGGGGUGCCAGUCACUGGAUGACGGCACAGAGGAGGUCAACAACUUCAACAAAUACCACCUCUUCAUGCAACGACCAACCUGCAAAACACCCCCGGAAGGCGAAAAACUCCACCAGGAAAGCGGAGGACACAGCGACGCGCUCAUCCCCUGCUAUGCCAAAGACAACGGCGGUCUAACCGAAUCUGAGCUGGCCUCAAACACCGACUCUCCCGGGAUGGAAGGUUCCUACCUGAACCUGAAGGAACCAGGGUUAGGGGUCAGAGGUCAGGGCUCCGGCCACCUCUCCAGUCUCGUGGACAAAGGGAGCGAGGCAGCAGACAGCAACAAGGGAAAGAAGAGACGUAACCGCACCACGUUCACCUCCUACCAGCUGGAGGAACUAGAGAAGGUGUUUCAGAAGACGCACUAUCCUGACGUCUACGUUAGAGAACAACUGGCGUUGAGGACCGAUCUGACAGAGGCUAGAGUACAGGUGUGGUUCCAGAACCGACGUGCUAAGUGGAGGAAGAGGGAGAGGUUUGGUCAGAUGCAGCAGGUCAGGACUCACUUCUCUACUGCCUACGAGCUACCCCUCCUCACCAGACCAGAGAACUACACCCAGAUCCAGAACCCAUCGUGGCUAGGUGGGGGCAGCGGUGUCUCUCCUGUACCUGGCUGCGUGGUGCCCUGUGACGGGUCAGUCACCUCCUGCAUGCCUCCCCACCCCCACCCACACGGAGGGGUCUCCGACUACCUAGGCGUGCCCAGCCCGGGCGUAGUGGGUCAUGAGGGUCACAUGGGACAGACACACAUGGGAAGUCUCUUUGGGGCUGGGGGAAUGGGCGGAGGGAGUGGAGGUCUCAAUGGUUACGACCUGACCGGUGUCGACCCAGACAGAAAGUCUUCUAGUAUCGCGGCGCUGCGUAUGAAAGCUAAGGAACACAGCGCUGCCAUCUCCUGGAACACAUGAUGCUAUGGGAUUGUUCCUGGGCCUGGCCCCACCCUGGUCAGACACGCCCUAACCCUGCCUCCAUACUUUCCUGAACCUGGACAAGGCCAUGCCCAGUACUGGGGAGGAGGAGGAGGAGGAGGAAGACCAGGAUGGGACUACGACUACGCCACCUGAUAGCACUAAUAAUACCAAAGCAGGUGAAAAUGAAUGAAUGAACUACAACCCCCGAGACGAUAGGAGAGACCAUCACAGGAAACGAUGACAGCGAAAUUCAGCAGCUUUAUAAUGAUAACAGCUAUGACGUCACCGUGACAAUCAGCAGGAGACGCUGAGAAAGAAAGACCCGAGACAGAGGGAG
Molecule: messenger RNA, 1489 nt
Organism: Salvelinus fontinalis (brook trout)
Lineage: Eukaryota; Metazoa; Chordata; Actinopteri; Salmoniformes; Salmonidae
Product: homeobox protein aristaless-like 4
Exons: 4
Coding region: 1-1149 (382 amino acids)
Biological process (GO): regulation of transcription by RNA polymerase II
Molecular function (GO): RNA polymerase II transcription regulatory region sequence-specific DNA binding; DNA-binding transcription activator activity, RNA polymerase II-specific
Source: RefSeq, a predicted model, not a curated record